Molecule: messenger RNA, 437 nt
Organism: Staurois parvus
Lineage: Eukaryota; Metazoa; Chordata; Amphibia; Anura; Ranidae
Source: the annotation of a GenBank genome assembly
AUGUUGACUUACUUUGCAGCAUUUGAAGUAUUUUUUGAAGAAAAUUUGCCUAGGUUAUUUGCGCACUUCAAGAAAAAAACAAUCUGACGCCAGAUAUCUACCUAAUAGACUGGAUUUUUACCUUGUACAGCAAGUCUCUACCACUGGAUUUAGCAUGCCGAGUGUGGGAUGUUUUCUGCCGGGACGGAGAAGAGUUUCUGUUCAGGACUGCAUUGGGAAUAUUGAAACUAUCUGAAGACAUUUUGACAAAAAUGGACUUCAUUCAUAUUGCCCAGUUUCUAACCAAACUCCCAGAGGACUUGUCCCCUGAUGACCUGUUCUCCUCUAUCGCCUCAAUUCAGAUGCAGAGCCGCAACAAGAAAUGGUCACAGAUUCUGUCAGCACUGCAGAAAGAUAAUCGUGAUAUGGAGAACAGAAGUCCUGCACUCAAGCGCUAA